UUUUGAGGGGGAAAUAGAAAAAGUUCUGUAAAUUGUUUUAUUUAUUUAUUUAUUAAAAAGGUUCUAUCUUAUUAACAGAAAAACCUACAACCAAAUGUCGGGUGUCCAAGUUCAAAUCAUCAGCUGAACUAGAUAAAAUCCUGAAUCAAAAUUCUCGAAACGCCAACCCAGUUCGAUUUUCAGCUUUGUCUCUCACUUGGAAGACAAUAUAUCUACAAUAAUUGAUAAUUUUAGCUCAUGCACGCUAUUCGUUCGAUAAAAUGUUUGCAAGAAACUGAUGGGGUUGAGGGGAGUUUCUCUUGCAUACUUCUAUAUCACUAGUAUGGGUGGAUAUGUGUACCUUUCAAGCUGCCUGUUGAGUUAAUGAUGAGAAGGCAGGGUCAAUAUGCUGAUUCUGGUGUCAAUUCAUACGUUGCUUCUCAGAUGCAUCAUGCAUCUGGUCAGAUGAUGGAUAACAAUUCUGCUCAGUUUGAAGGACGGCUAGAAGCCUUCACUCCUGAAAGGGAUAACCCAUAUGUAGCACCGAAAACAGAGGGGCAGUGGCGUUGGGAAAGAGAUGGAUCAAGAAUGUCAAAUUCUAUGAACUCUCAGAUGUUCAACGAUGGUCAAGGCGGUGAUUCAGCUAGACCAUAUUUUCAGGGUCAGAGGACUGAUAUGAAGAUGGCCUCAGAGAAACAAAGCAACAGUGAUACAAGGUCUCAACCACACAACGAAGACAUGGAUGUGGGAUAUGAAGACCCUCCUUUGUCACAAACAUUCCAAGGUCUUGAGCAGAUAUUCCUUGAUGAUAUUAUGAAACUAGCCAAGGAACAAAACGAUGCUGAGGAUGCAGAAAACACUAGACACAGAGAGAAAAUAAAUGCAAUCAAUGGUCAGUAUGAAGAGCAAUUAGCAGCACUUCGAGCUAGGCAUGCCAACCGUAGAGAUGAGUUCCUUCGGAGGGAAUCAUGCAUGCGACAACAGCAAUACCAGCAAGCUGUGGUAGAUUGUUACCCAAACAGCAGCAUUGGACCCAAUGAUCCUCGGGCUUACAAUGAAUUCCCAGCCUCAGCUGCUGCUGCUGCAGAUGGACACAGAGGAUUUGAUAAUGAGCGAUAUGAUUCCUAUAGAGAGAGGGCUCGAUUUCUUGGAGGCAGCAGCAGAGACCACGGCUUUGAGCCGAGAGGUCCUUAUCCUGGUGGCCGUGUUUAUGAUACUGGCUCGCGCUAUUACUGAGUGUGAGUUUUCAUCUGCCAGGAUCUUCAUACAUACAUAUAAGGCUGUAUUUGUUAGUGAACUAUCAUCUUUUCGAACAAUCUAGUGUUAAUUAUUAAUGUUUUGUCUAACAGUUCCCUAGCAUUUUUUGGUAACUGAAAGGGACAAGUACGGCUGUCAAGAUGCCUUGCAUUUUGUUAAUCUGUGGUUAUCAUCCAUGCGUAAAGGCCAUGCCAAGAGAAUCGUUUGUGCUAAUGCUAUAGUCUACCAUGUAGCACAAAAAUCCUUCACGAAUACACAAUUACUAUUGUACCAAA
Molecule: messenger RNA, 1511 nt
Organism: Humulus lupulus (European hop)
Lineage: Eukaryota; Viridiplantae; Streptophyta; Magnoliopsida; Rosales; Cannabaceae
Exons: 5
Coding region: 364-1215 (283 amino acids)
Source: RefSeq, a predicted model, not a curated record